CGGCUUGUGAGUUUUGACCGAAUCUAUCUAUUUAUUAUAAAGUAAAAUCUUCAAACGUUUUCACUCUGUAUCAGUUUUUGCAUAGCUAAAUUGAAAAAGUUUUAUUUAGCUAAUCACAAACAGCUUUUUCUAUCUGAAAAUCUGCAAGGAUAAGAAGAAAGGUUCUAUCGUUAAGCGUAGCAUUUAAUUCCGAAACAAGAUGUUCAAUCAACUAGGCAGUACGACUAACAAUCCCAACAAAGACAUGGAGGUGACAUCUCCGCCGGACGACACCGUGUCCUCGCUGGAGUUCUCGCCGCCUUCUGUGCCGCAAACCUUCCUCAUCGCCGGCAGCUGGGACUGCAAAGUACGAUGCUGGGAGGUGGAAGCUUCGGGCAAGACUGUGCCAAAAGCAGCACAAGGAAUGGAUGGCCCAAUACUUGAUGUAGCUUGGCAUGAUGAUGGUACAAAGGUGUUUAUGGCUUCAACUGAUAAAAGUGUGAAGUGUUGGGACCUUGCAGCUAACCAGACCAUACAGGUAGCUGCACAUGAUGCACCUGUGAGGACGUGCCACUGGGUCAAAGCACCAAACUACACAUGCCUCAUGACAGCCUCUUGGGACAAAACUCUCAAGUUCUGGGAUACCCGCAGUCCUGUGCCUAGUAUGACAAUGAAUUUGUCAGAACGGUGCUAUUGUGCAGAUGUCGACUACCCGAUGGCAGUGGUAGGCACGGCGGACCGCGGGCUGUGCCUGUACACGCUGGAGGGAGCCCCCGCAGAGUUCAAGCGCGUGGAGUCUCCGCUGAAGCACCAGCACCGCUGCGUGGCGGUGUUCCGCGACAAGAAGACCAAGCAGCCCGCGGGCUUCGCGCUGGGCUCCGUGGAGGGCCGCGUCGCCAUACAAUACGUCAACCCCACCAACCCUAAGGAGAACUUCACCUUCAAGUGUCAUCGGUCCACCGGCACCACUGGAGGGUAUCAGGACAUAUACGCGGUGAACGACAUCGCGUUCCACCCGGUGCACGGCACGCUGGCCACGGUGGGGUCGGACGGAUCGUUCUCGUUCUGGGACAAGGACGCGCGCACCAAGCUGAAGCCCUCGGAGCCGCUCGACCAGCCCCUCACCAAGUGCGCCUUCAACCACACGGGGCAGAUCUUCGCCUACGCUGUCGGCUACGACUGGUCCAAGGGUCAUGAACACUUCAACCCUGCCAAGAAAAGCUACAUAUUCCUCCGGCCUUGCUAUGAAGACCUCAAACCAAGAUCAACGUGAAGAAAAUUUGUUUUGUAGUUUUAUCUUUUUGUAAAAAAAUAUUUGUAAAGCCAAUAAAAUUUCAGUUCUCCAUCAUAUAAUGUACAGUAUCAGUGCCACAAGCAGCAUUCAAUCCUGAUAGUGUA
Messenger RNA from Chilo suppressalis (striped riceborer), 1377 nucleotides. The record is from the annotation of a GenBank genome assembly. NCBI's taxonomy places the organism in Eukaryota, Metazoa, Arthropoda, Insecta, Lepidoptera, Crambidae.